Toxorhynchites rutilus septentrionalis is the source of this 1392-nucleotide messenger RNA. Its product is annotated as putative leucine-rich repeat-containing protein DDB_G0290503. The record is from RefSeq and is a predicted model, not a curated record. Lineage: Eukaryota; Metazoa; Arthropoda; Insecta; Diptera; Culicidae. Bases 72 to 1313 code for a protein of 413 amino acids. The transcript is spliced from 11 exons.
UUAUUUUUGAAACUUCAUACAUACGCAUUUCAAACAAAUUGAAGCAGAACUGUUUCGGAAAGCCCUCAAUAAUGGCUCGCAAUCCAAUGCUCGCUCGAAUGGAAACAAUCUGCGCCGAGGUGAUGGAAAUGUCCGAAAUUUUUCUUGCCGAUGAUGAAGAGGAUGAACCGGAAGAAGCGGACGAUGAAACAGCAGAUGACAUUCCCGAGGAUGACACAGGUGAUACCAGUUGUGGUGACGAAGAAAAGGCCAAAUCAUCUGAUACUGGCAGCGAAACCAGCGGUACCGAAAAAGAAAAGGGCGUUUCUGUAAAGGUUAACUGCGAGGACAAAAAACAGCAACGUUACGCCAAGUGGAUUACCCGAGCUCUGCGAGCUGCAGUUAAUCCAAUAGUCUCUAGGUUCAAUCUCAAUUUGAAAGUAAAUUUGGAUCUCAAUGUGGCCAACAAAGCCAACGUCUCGAAGGCUAGCACACAAAAAAACAAAACCGCCACUAGCGAGAGUGAUAAACCGAAACAAACCUCUGCCGACCAGCAAAAAAUCCGCGCUAAUCUGGCCAGAAUACGAGAGCUUGAAAAGGAGAACAGACAUCUUGAGAGAGUUUUCGAGAAGAUUGUAUCAGUUUACACCGACAUGAAAACAAACUUGGCUGAAAAAACUAUAGAUUUAGAAAAGCUUCAUGCGAAAAUAACCCAAGCGGAAACGGAAAUCAAACAGCUGUCUGAUGCUAAAACCGCAUUACAGCAGCAAUUGACCAAAACAGAAACAACCAAUAGUGAGCUACGGAAAUCAAUAUCAAAACAACAGCGUGAAAAUUCCACAAACGAAAAUGAAAUGCAAACCAUGAACAUAGAGAUUCAAAAGAAAUCUUCACUGGUCGACAAUUUGGAGAAGAAGCUGAAUGAACUACAAAGUCAUUGCACCACAGAGCUUAAUAAAAAACAGGCAGAAAUUUCAGAUCUCCUGAAAGAGAAACAUAUGCUUCUGGAAUCCAAGGACAAUGAAAUACGUCGACUCACAACUGAAUGUCAAGCAUUGCAGAAGAGUAGAGCCGCAAGUGAAGCGAACUAUCAACAAAUAGUGCAGGAGCACAUGCAGAAGAGGUCACAACUGGAAAUGAAAAUCAUCGAGCUGGUUCAAAACAACCGUGAUUUAAGCAGGAAACAAUAUCCCACAAUUAGUACUACUACACGGGAAGCCCCGCUCGCGGACGAUUACUCUUCGAAUGAGACUUUUUCGUGUCCAAUUUGCGGGUACAAGUUCAAAAAUUUGGGAGAUUUACAAAUACACACCGAAACGUGUAUCACGUACUGACGCCACAUCACAAGAAAAAAUAAUUGGACGAAAACAUGGAACAACGAGGAAUUGUUUCAAAUAAGAGUUAAACGAAAAC